AGAGACCACAGACUCCGGGACAUAGUAAAAAAAACACACACCACACUAACUACACUGAGUAUUGAAAAUUUUAUCCGUAAUCUAGGGCAACCUCAAUAUCCAUCAUUUUGUGGCGAAAAAUACUAUUAUUAAGCAAAAUAUGAUUGGUAGAAGCACUCUUUUAGCCAGGCAGGCAUUCACAUCUUUCGUCAGACAUCACAGUCAUGGAGGCGUUCCGGGAGAAAACUUGCCGUUUGACAUUACAAACCGUUACAAGCUAACAGCGCUUUUUAUUGCAUUCUUCGGUUCAGCAUUUGGUGCACCAUUUCUCAUAUUGAGACACCAAUUGCUUAAAAAUCAGCAAUCCUAAUUAUAUUACUAGGGUUCUAGUUUUGAUUAGCGAGUUAUACUUACUUUACUCAGUGUGUCAUUGCGUAGGCUCAAAUAAAAAGUAAAGUAUUCA
This is a messenger RNA of Cylas formicarius (sweet potato weevil), 442 nucleotides long. RefSeq names its product cytochrome c oxidase subunit 7C, mitochondrial-like (gene Cox7c). NCBI's taxonomy places the organism in Eukaryota, Metazoa, Arthropoda, Insecta, Coleoptera, Brentidae. The record is from RefSeq and is a predicted model, not a curated record. The transcript has 4 exons. Bases 140 to 349 code for a protein of 69 amino acids. Gene Ontology annotation, biological process: mitochondrial electron transport, cytochrome c to oxygen.